AUGUUUUCUGCUAUCCCCCCCCCCUUCGUCUUGCAGUCGAAUGCGGGUGAGUACGUCAAAACAGCCCGCAACAAAGAAAGCGUCGCCACCCAAGCAGGUGGACUUGAUAUCCAGUCGCCUCACCCCAAACACCACAAAUUUGUUUUCACAGACCCUGUCGCGUUCCGAUAUCUGGAAGAGGACCCUUCUACCGUCGUGCUACAUCGACGUCUGGCGCUGAAAGGCUACGAGGUGUACAUUGUAGAACAAUGGACCUGCUCGAGAAUUCAUCCGACUUUCGUCAUCACCACAUAUACCGGAGAUCCGUUGCAUACCGUCGUGGUUGGCGUUCUCAGUAUUCCGACGGAUGAGUCGACUUGGUCUCCUCGUUUGCAGCUGUACUUCAAGGCCGUGUUGCAAUACCAUGCUCGGAAGAUCGAGACACCUUUGGGUAGUCUUAUGGUUACAGAUUUGGGUGGUUUUCCCUCCUCCUUGACCGUCAUCUCGGUGCCUGAUGGUGAUGUCAAUAAACACCGGGAGGAUUUUAUCGUCAAUGAAAAUUUGAAAAGGCUGGGGUGCGCUGGUCGGGCCGGCUUGAAGUUACAGUAUCCGCCCGCUGCUACUGAAGCCAAAUUCCAUCAACUCUAUCGGACGAGCGAGAGAGUUCCUUUAUAUAAUGCUGUCACCGCGCUUAUAAAGCUAUGCCAGACGGCAUUGAUGAUGUUUGACAAAUUGGCGCCUGAAUACGUGGAUGGCCUGCUAUGCGAUGUAACAGAAGCUGCGAUAACUGACUGGUGGGCCGAUAUUGGGAUGGAUCUCUAUGAUAUCGACCUGGACAACGGCGUUGUCGGCCCGACUGCAGUGGCUGCAUUGCUAGGCACGCUGCUGGGUGCGCGGAAUAGACUGCACGCUUAUGGUGCUCCCGUGGGCAAGGAUGCUUUUGACAUUGUCAACCUUAAAAGGGGCAUUGGAAGCUUUCAAAAGUCAGAGAAACUGAAACGAACGCGUCGACUGGAUCGGCAGACUCUCGAAAAGCUGCACCGGGUGACUGCGAAAGCAGCGAGCUCGGACAAAUGGGCCGGUGCUGUGAGAACGACGGUGGCAGAGUUGGGCGGUAAAGGGGGUGAGAUGGUCAUGGGCAUGGUGGGAGGACGGGGAAAGGGUGGUAUUGCUGACAUUGAGACACUCGACAUGGACAAUUUCGCGAGUCUCGUGACCGGUGAAAAAGCCAAGUGGCUCUGGAGAGGAAAGCCGCGCAAAUCCAGUCAUGAUAACGGGUUCACAAAUGUCCGCGGCGCUUCAGAUAUGAUGUUUACGAGGGAUGACCAGGGUGGUUAUAUCUGGACGAGCCGUAAGAGACGAUCAAAUGAACUUCAUGGCGCGGACCGUUUCCUUCAAGGACCAGAGCACUCGUGGAAUGGGUUUGACUCGUCAUCUGGCCAAGAAGACAAAGACCAUGUCAUAAGCAGGAUUACACGAAAAAAGGUCAGCGGUAGAGUCUCAGAUGCGCGGGCAGGAUUCGACAGGUUCAGGGAUGCGGUAGGAUUACAAGGUCGCCGCUCGCAUAGCCACAAGCAUGCCAAAGUGCCUUCCGCUGAUAUUCCAGAGGAUAGCGAGACCGACAGGGAUGAAGCAGAACCUGGCAUCGUUACUUCCCAGGGACAGAUUCAUGGCGAUGACGAACCGGCUGCCACUCUGCCUCCGGAAUCUGACAGGAAAGUUCCACCGGAGAUAAACAUUGAGACUGCUUCCUCCGGAGAUGAUGAGGAUCUGCCACCAGAGGAAUCAAUGCAGGGUGCACGAUCGGACGAUGAAGGGUACGACUUAGACUUAUACGGGACAGUAUCAAACGAGCCUUCAAAUGAGGAAGAGCCAAUGCCAGAACAGGCAGCUGUCUCUCUGCGUCGGCCACAGAGCUGUAUAGAACUCGGCAGACUAUAUAAUUGGCGGCAGCGAGAUGACUACUGGCCUCGUCAUCUAUCAUUCAGCAAUGUCGAAGACGUUAUUAUUGGCUGGGAGGGAUUCCAGGCUCCCCAAGAGAAAGCUAAUGCUGGAUUGGAAGAGGCAAUACUCGAAGAAGACAUCCUAGCUUCAGACGCGCAAGAUGUCAGUCGUCAGAUUGUGGAGCUAAACCAGACUAUUGUUCCCUGGGUCGAGAGACAGGUUGAAUCCGUUGAGGAAAUCAUGCGAAUAUUGUACGAUCGCCAAGGGAAGCUUGGCACGUACUACCUAGAUCGGCUCAAGGAGUAUGAGAGAAUGAAGCAAAUAUCGAGCGACCUGUUAGAGGAGGAGCAUUCCUGUUUCAAUGACCAGAUUAAAAAGGUCGAGCUAUUAGGGGCUAAACUUGACUACGAAGUUGACGCUCUCGAAUCCAAAAUCAAGGACUUUGAGGAUGGGCUUGAAGAAUUCGAAGAACAUGUUGUGAUGAUAGAGACAAGAGUCCAAGCGUUAGUUGACCAAGGGGAGGUAGCUAAGAGCUCAUCCUGGUUUUCCUGGAUUGGGAGAUUUGUUUCCAGCCUUACAGGCCAUGAAGCGAUGUGA
Messenger RNA from Monascus purpureus, 2520 nucleotides. Lineage: Eukaryota; Fungi; Ascomycota; Eurotiomycetes; Eurotiales; Aspergillaceae. The record is from the annotation of a GenBank genome assembly.